AUGAGCGAUUCAACAGCGGCAGAAGCUAGCGAAAUAGCACAGAUCCUGAGCCGAUUGCAAGACUCGAUUCUGCAUCCUACCCCCGAGCGCGAGAGACAGCUCCGUCGAAGCUACAUCGAGAGGGAGAAGCUGGCCUCGAACUUGGGUUACGUCAACACCCGCCUAUCGAAGCUUGAGCAGGACGCCGCAGCACCUCCUUUCAAGUCUAGCGCUGGCCCUCUCCUUGCCAAGCACCGAGAUGCCCUCGAGCUUUUACUAGACAGAUUAAAAGAUCUGAACCAGGUUGCAGCCGAUGAGGACGAGCUAGAGGACGAUAGCUCAGACGAGGAGGACCUAUUGGGCGGCUUCAUCCCAACUCCAAGCCAGAGCGCAGCUUCAACCGCCGAGGACACCGAUCCGCAAUACACGCCGCCUGCACUCGAUACAGAGCCCGAAUCUCCGAGUAUACAAGAGCCCUUCGUCUCGUCGCCUACACCACCACCACCACCGCCGCCCACGACCGAAGCUCCCGUCGAGAUCGUCGCUCCGGCCCCAACGCAGACUAUCCAGAAUCUGCGCGGCCGUCACGGCGCCGAGGGUGCUGCCCCUGCUACUAUAUCGCACUCGUCAGCGCGUGCGGCGCUCUUCGCCAGCCGCCGCAAGCCGGCGCCGCCGCAGACGUCCACCGCCACGGCCGAGGCCAUUCUCGACCAGCAGCGCGCUGAGCAAGACGCGCUCUCCGACUCCAUCCUGAAGAUGGCCGGGGCACUCAAGGCCAGCUCCAAAAAGUUCUCGACGACCCUCGAGGCGGACAAGGAGGCCGUGAGCCGCGCGGGCGACGGCAUGUCCAAGACGGAGCAAAGCAUGGAGGCGGCUCGCGGGCGCAUGGGCACGCUGCGGAAGAUGACAGAGGGCAAGGGAUGUCUUCGUGUUCCCGAAACUGAGGUUUUGAGACAGAGAGCUAUAUGUAUAUGA
Molecule: messenger RNA, 954 nt
Organism: Akanthomyces muscarius
Lineage: Eukaryota; Fungi; Ascomycota; Sordariomycetes; Hypocreales; Cordycipitaceae
Exons: 5
Coding region: 1-954 (317 amino acids)
Biological process (GO): retrograde vesicle-mediated transport, Golgi to endoplasmic reticulum
Cellular component (GO): SNARE complex; endoplasmic reticulum
Molecular function (GO): SNAP receptor activity
Source: RefSeq, a predicted model, not a curated record